UUAUGGUCGAUGAUAUGUCUAUAUAUAUUGAUAUAUGAUGAGAAAUGAAUAUGUAUCAACUGUGGAGUGAGAUCAAAAUCUAUUUAAUUAGGACAUAUGCAUACAUACAUACAUGCUAACAGUGGUGUCUGAUGAUGGUGGGGUCUAGUGCAGGUGCAGGUGCAGGUGCAUCUUCAUCUUCAUCUUCAUCAUCAGCUUAUUAUGUUCCUCAGGUUGUUUCAGAUAUUUUAAUGGAAAUCUCAAUGAUUUCUGACAUUCCCAUGAAGUUAUCAAGACUUGAUUUUUAUGUCCACUCUCUUCAACAAGAAAUCAAAAAGAUCCAUGCUAAUUUCAACCCUCACCUGCCAUUUUCCAUGAAUCUCUUACAACAAGCGGCGGAGAGACUUGAGAUGGAGAAGGAGAAACAAAGGACAGCGAGGGAAGGAUUCAAGCAGGGGAGGGCAGAAUCGACAUUUGACAUGGAGAAUACUAUGAAUAGGAGUGACGAUAGUUCAGUGCAGCUACGGACUACUCCCAUUCAAUACGAUGAAAGUACCAUUCUGUCCCUGAGAUCAUUAUCAAGCGGCCACAACAACAAUAAGACGACUAGAGGGGCAAUUAUGUCAUUUUUCAAUAGUGAGAAAAUUGAUCAAAUAGUGCCGCCACCAAUUGGAUUACCGUUCGACGGCGGCUCCAGCUUCCGGCAUGGAGCGGCGGCGGCGGCGGCGUCGCAGCGGAAGAAGGUGCGGCGGUGCUGGUCGCCGCAGUUGCACAAUAGAUUUGUCAACGCUCUGCAGCGACUCGGCGGACCAAAUAUAGCGACACCGAAACAUAUAAGAGCGCUUAUGGAUGUCGAGGGCCUUACUAAUGACCAAGUUAAAAGCCAUUUACAGAAAUAUCGAAUUUAUGUCCGAAAACUCCCAAAUUCAUUGGCAAGCACAAAUGGUUACUCGUGGCUAAGAAAUGUGGAAUUAUCGAAGAACAUUGAGUUGGGGUCGAGUUUUGAAUCAAGGUCAAGAUCCCCACUCGAGCAUUUGAAUUUGGUGAAGAGUUCGCGUGACAAUAGCGAAGAUGAUUAAAAUUAUCUAAAAGUUAUUGAUAGGUAUUUAAUACAUUGAAAAUUAAUACAUAUCGAUCAAAAUUAGAUCGAUUUAUACUUUUAGAGUGUGUU
This is a messenger RNA of Andrographis paniculata, 1150 nucleotides long. RefSeq names its product transcription factor HHO5-like. Gene Ontology annotation, molecular function: DNA binding; DNA-binding transcription factor activity. The coding region runs from base 132 to 1058 and encodes 308 amino acids. Gene Ontology annotation, biological process: regulation of DNA-templated transcription. The transcript is spliced from 5 exons. The record is from RefSeq and is a predicted model, not a curated record. NCBI's taxonomy places the organism in Eukaryota, Viridiplantae, Streptophyta, Magnoliopsida, Lamiales, Acanthaceae.